AUGGAGACAGAGAGGAGAUGCAGCCCGGGGCUCCUCGCAGCAACUCUACUCCUGUCCUUGCUCUGGCCAGGUGCCUCAGCUCUUAAAUGCUAUAGCUGCAUUCAGAAAGCCGAUGAAGGGUGCUCCCCAGAGAAGAUGAAGGUGGUGACGUGCCCUGCUGACCUAGGGGUCUGCACAGAGACUGUGGGGGCCGUGGAGACCAUUCACGGGCAGUUCUCUUUGGCCAUCCGAGGCUGUGGAUCAGGCCUUGCAGGAAAGAAUGACAGAGGGCUGGACCUGCAUGGGGUCCUGGCCUUCCUCCAGCUGCAGCAGUGCGAUAAGGACCUGUGUAACACCCAGCUCAACCUUACCUCACACCCCCUAAACCCCAGUGGGAAUGAGAGUGCCCACGAGCCCAAUGGCGUCCAGUGCUACAGUUGUGUGGGGCUGAGCCGGGAGGCCUGUGAAGGCACAAAGCCCCCUCUGGCCCAAUGCUACAACGCGGGCGACCGGGUACACAAGGGUUGCUUUGAUGGGAACGUCACCCUGACCGCAGCCAAUGUGACGGUGUCGAUGCCUGUGCGAGGCUGUGUCCAGGAUGAGGGGUGCACCAGAGAUGGAGUGACCGGCCCAGGCUUCUCCCUCAGCGGCUCCUGCUGCUCUGGGUCCCACUGCAACGCUGACCUCCGGAACAAGACCUACUUUGCCCCUGGUAUCCCACCUCUGGUGGUGCUGCCCGUGCCACAGCCCACAGCUACCUCCCGCCCAAACUCGACAGCAACGAAGACUCCUGCAUCCACCCGGGUUCCAACUACUAGACCCUCAGCCUCCUCAAGCCUGGCCCCAACCACCACCCUUCAGGCCCCAACCAGGGAGUCAGCUUCUCAUGCUGAGAAACCUGUGGAGACCAUUAGAGAGGAGGAAGAGGCCAGUGGAGGGGCCAUUGGUCAUAGCGAUCGAAGCAAUAUGGGGCAGCUCCCCCCUAAGGGUGGUCCCCAACACCCAACUAACAGGAGUAGCAGGGCCCUGGGCCUUCCAUUGGCAUUGCUCCUGGUAGCUACUGUUGCCAGGACGCUCCUGUGA
This is a messenger RNA of Trichosurus vulpecula (common brushtail), 1062 nucleotides long. RefSeq names its product LY6/PLAUR domain containing 3 (gene LYPD3). Lineage: Eukaryota; Metazoa; Chordata; Mammalia; Diprotodontia; Phalangeridae. Gene Ontology annotation, cellular component: plasma membrane. The record is from RefSeq and is a predicted model, not a curated record. The transcript has 5 exons. Bases 1 to 1062 code for a protein of 353 amino acids.